Molecule: messenger RNA, 3764 nt
Organism: Nycticebus coucang (slow loris)
Lineage: Eukaryota; Metazoa; Chordata; Mammalia; Primates; Lorisidae
Gene: PADI1
Product: peptidyl arginine deiminase 1
Exons: 16
Coding region: 67-2058 (663 amino acids)
Cellular component (GO): cytoplasm
Molecular function (GO): calcium ion binding; protein-arginine deiminase activity
Source: RefSeq, a predicted model, not a curated record
UCAGAAUUCACACUACUUUCUGACGACAAGGUGCCCAGGAGAGGAGCUGGGGAGCCAGCGGACAGGAUGGCCCCACGGAGAGCUGUGCAGCUGUCCCUGAAGACGCCCACCCAUGCCGUGUGUGUGGUGGGAGUCAAGACGCUCGUGGACGUUCACAGCGAUGUGCCCAAGGGUGCCAAGACCUUCAGGGUCUCUGGGAGCUCCGGGGUGGAGGUCUUUGUGGUCUACCAUACCACACGAGAGACAGAGCCCAUAGGCAAGGCCCGCCGCCUCCUGGAUGCCAAAUUGGAUGUGGUCGUAUCUGUGGACGCAGCCAGUAAGGAUUUAAAGGACCUCAAGGUGAAGGUCUACUACUUCAGGGAGCCCGAGGGUGAUGCCCUGGGCCACAGUGUGCUCUACCUCACUGGUGUCGAUGUUUCCCUGGAUGUCGACACGGGCCGCACAGGUACUGUGAAGAGAAGCCGAGGGGACAAGAAAACCUGGCGCUGGGGCCCUAAGGGCUAUGGGGCUAUCUUGCUGGUGAAUUGUGACCGGGACAGUGACAAAUCUAGUGAGCCUGACCUUGCCAACAGCCAGCUGAUGACCCUGGAUGACCUGCUGGACAUGUCCCCAAUGGUGCUGAGCUGUGACGGCCCGGACGAGAUCUUCAACAGCCACAAGCUGGUCUUGAACGUGCCCAUGUCUGACUCCAGAAGAGUGGGAGUCUUCUGUGCUCGGGGUGGGAAUUCCCUCUUGGACUACAAGCAGGUUCUGGGACCCCAUCACCUGUCUUACAAAGUUGAGCGGCAGCUGGGGGAACGAGAGAUCAGAUUCUAUGUGGAAGGGCUUGCCUUCCCUGAUGCCGAUUUCUCGGGGCUGGUUUCCCUCAGCGUCAGCCUGGUGGACACAGGGACUCUGCCUGAAGUGACCCUCUUCACAGACACCGUGGCCUUCCGCAUGGCCCCCUGGAUCAUGACCCCCAACACCCAGCCCCCCAAGGAACUGUAUGUGUGCAGUGUGACAGAUGAUCAUGGCCCAAAUGAUAAAUUUCUGGAUGACAUGUCUUACCUGUCAUUGAAAGCCAACUGCAAGCUGAUCAUCUGCCCUCGGAUUGAAAAUCGAAAUGACCGCUGGAUCCAGGAUGAGAUAGAGUUUGGCUACAUUGAGGCCCCUCACAAAUCCUUCCCCGUGGUCUUUGAUUCCCCCCGAAACCGAGGCCUGAGGGAUUACUCCCAUAAGAAGAUCCUGGGUCCUGACUUUGGAUAUGUAACCCGGGAGAUCCCGUUCUCAGGCCCCUCCAGUCUUGAUUCUUUUGGCAACCUGGACGUGAGCCCGCCUGUCACCGUGGGCAGUGUAGAGUACCCCCUGGGCCGGAUCCUAGUCGGCGGCAGCUACCCCAGGUCCGGUGGGCGGCAGAUGGCCAAGGUGGUGAGGAACUUCCUGAAGGCCCAGCAGGUGCAGGCACCCGUGGAGCUAUACUCAGACUGGCUCUCCGUGGGCCACGUGGACGAGUUCCUGUGCUUUGUGCCCACCUCCGACCAAAAGGGCUUCCGGCUGCUCCUAGCUAGCCCCAGCGCUUGCCUCAAACUUUUCCAAGAGAAGAGAGAGGAGGGCUAUGGAGAGGCGGCCCAGUUUGAUGGGUUAAGAUACCGGGAGAAGAUAAGCAUUAAUGAGAUGCUGGAGGACAGACAUCUCAGGAAUGACAGUCUCCAUGCACAGAAAUGCAUUGACUGGAACCGCGAGGUGCUGAAGCGGGAGCUGGGCCUGGACGAGAGUGACAUCGUGGACAUCCCGCAGCUCUUCACCCAGAAGGAGUCCUAUGCACAAGCCUUCUUCCCGGACAUGGUCAACAUGGUGGUUUUAGGCAAAUAUCUGGGCAUCCCCAAGCCCUACGGGCCCAUCAUCCACGGCCGCUGCUGCCUGGAGGAGAAGGUGCAGUCCCUGCUGGAGCCUCUGGGCCUCCACUGUAUCUUCAUUGAUGACUACUUGUCCUACCACAGGCUGUCUGGGGAGAUCCAUUGCGGCACCAACGUGCGCCGGAAGCCCUUUCCCUUCAAGUGGUGGAACAUGGUGCCCUGAGCAGGCUCCCUCUCACCAUCCUCUCUGCCCCUCUUGCUGGGGGCCCAUCUCAGGGUGAGGGCAAGGAACGCCCACCUGGCCUCUAUCCUCUUGGAGGGGGGCUUGGCACUGUGCAAACAUGCUGGCCUCUGCAGGCACCGGGACAUAGGAACAGAAACCACCUGUCCUCGCUUCUGGAGUGGCCUGCCUAACCUAAGAAGGACCAUCUCAUUCUUCCCUCUCCUCUGCCCCACCCACAGCCCCCAGAGGUUCUAGAAAACAGCAGCCUUCGCAUGUUCAAGAAUGGCUGUGAGUGGCUUGGGCAGGUGGACCCCACUUUGAAUUGCUCCCCCUCUAGUCUUUUGCCUCUCUGGGGCACACGGGUAAUAACUGCACCGGGAGUGGACCCAGAGGGCCUGGGCUCUGCUGUGAGGGCCCUAGUUCCUCUGGCUCCUGUAGGACUGAGAGGGGGUGACCAGCGGCAACCUCCUACCGCACGGGACCUAAAGCUGUGACACCCCCAACCCCCAGUCACUUCAGCUUCAGCUUCAUCCAGCCAAAUGAGGACAGGGAAACCCAGUGUCCAAGGGCCUAUUUUAAAAAGGAAAAAAAAAGACAACAAAAACCCUUUAAUACCUGACUCUAUCCUAAGAAGGGUGCUUGUUACCUGUCAGGAAAGCCUCUAAUUACCAGAGCUGGCUGCUUCCAACUCAAGAAUGCUGAGUGGCCAAAGUGAGGCCUGAGGACACACACAGGACACAGGACAGGAGGGGAUGAGGCCAGGGUGGCAGAGAAGGUCAAAUUCAUGACUAAUGUUGGAUCUUGGGGCCUAGAGGCCUCUGUGUCCUGGGGUUCCUGAGCUUUGGAUUUGGGGCUCUGGAUUUGAAGCGAGCUGGCUGUUCCUGAUAUAGCGGGGGGGAGGGGGGCCCAGAUGUUAGAAGAGGGUGGGGGGGGCCAUUAAGUUAUCUUUGAAGGUGGGGUUUAAUUUCUUUUAAUUGUCUUUAAUUAUUCCCCUUCCUUCUGCAGGCAGUGGGAGGGGGAAGGCUCGUCCAGUCUCUCUCAGCAUCUUUGAACCCUGCAUGUAGCUUGGGUUUCGCUUCUGAGUAAACCCCCGUGGCAGGCCCAUGUCCCCUCUCAGAGUAGAGAAGAUAGCUGCCAUGGGAGGCUACUAGCCCUGGGUGAGGUCACCAAGAUAUGCACAGGUCAAUGGGCUCUUGGCCCCCAACCCUGUCUGGUUUUUAGUGGCCCUUGGUGAGACCUCAGACUGAGCCAGCCCAGCCAUGGUCACUCUUAGCCUUAGAACACUUAGCAAACAAAAGCUUACAUGGAACUGCUAUGGUUAAAGUGGUGGGUGAAAAUCUGGAUCCUCCCCUUCCAGAAGGUUCUGCAGAACCUCAUUUGAAAGCUCCUGCUUUAACCUGAGCACCCUCUGCUUAGGAUCAUGACCUAGCCUAGGCCAAGCUAAGGAAGAGGAGACAGAGGCUCUUCAGGGGAGGAGGGUGGGAGGCUGAGCUUGGGUCUUCCUGGGGAAGGAGCUGGGGGCAGGAGAGGAAUAGACACAGCAGAGAGAUGGGGAGGCUGGGGAACAAGCCUUUUGAGCCACACUGAAUGAAGGAAGCUCUAGAAUCAUUGUGGGGGCCUGGUGUCCACUCUGGGACUGUCCUGGAUGACCGGUCCUACUUUCUGAUCAAUAAAAAAGUCAGUAAGCCUUUCUUCAAGUGACUGCC